CAUUUCCGGGCGCAGCCUCCCUUCCGCCUGCUGGUGCGGAGCCCUGCCGGCCCGACGCUGCAGGCGAAGCGCGGUGCGCCAAUGAGGAGCCAAUGAGAAAGAGCCGGAGCUGAAUGCCCAGCCAUGGCCGGGCCCUGGAUGGCGGCUCCCUGUUGGAGGGCCCUGCUCCUGCUGCUGGCCUCCCAGGCGGUGGCCCUGGUGAAGUGCUCAGAACCUGAUGACGUUCCCGAAGAGUGGCUCCUCCUGCACGUGGUUCAGGGCCAGAUUGGGGCGGGGAACUACAGCUACCUGAGGCUGAACCACGAGGGGAAGGUGGUCCUGAGGAUGCAGAGCCUGCGAGGGGACGCCGACCUGUACGUGUCCGACAGCACCCUCCACCCCAGCUUCGAUGACUACGCGCUGCAGUCGGCCACCUGCGGCCAGGACGUGGUCUUCAUCCCUGCCCACUUCCAGCGCCCCGUGGGGAUAGGCAUCUACGGACACCCGUCGCACCACGAGAGCGACUUCGAGAUGAGGGUCUAUUUCGACAGGACGGUGGACCAGUACCCCUUCGGCGAGGCUGCCUACCCGGCCGAGGGCGCCGAGGCCGGCCAGAAGCAGGCCUACAGCCCCGAGGAGGCGGCUCCCGAGGAGGAAUCUGUGCUCUGGACCAUUCUCAUCAGCAUUCUGAAACUGGUCCUGGAGAUCCUGUUCUGACUCCCCACCACACUCCAGGGCGGUGCCCGCAGGCUGUGGAGGGGACCUGGCUACUUCAACCUGGCUGAAUUCUGGUUCCUUUCUCUAUAGAGGAGGGGUGGAAAAAUAAGCCAUACCAUUUUGUUACCUCACAUCCCCAAAAUAGGAAAAGCAGGUAGUUUUUCUUUCGAAGCUCCAAAUUUGUAUAAACGGAAAUGCCCAAUUAAACAUUUAAUCUCCAUUAUGAUCAGUUUGUCAGGCCACCUAAAAAUUAUUACAGUAACUAAAGCUUACAUAAAAGAAAUCAAAAUAUGAAGUUCAGCAUGUUUUCAGGAGUUCUUACUAAAAUCAAGUCCAAAACGCAAUGAUUUACUUAAAUUUCCCUGAACAUGGACUAAAGACCCAAGUCUGCCCCAAGUAGGGAUGUAUUAUAGUCUGUGUGUACCAUUCUAAAUCCCCCUCUGUACCAGUCUUAUCAGGCCAUUUGCCAUUUUAUCAUUUGGGGCUUCCUAUCACUAAAGUCCUUUAGUUAUUAGGUAAUUUUUGUUUUACUACUUAUGGCAGGUCAGAAGCACCACCACA
This is a messenger RNA of Urocitellus parryii (Arctic ground squirrel), 1257 nucleotides long. RefSeq names its product chromosome 8 C6orf120 homolog (gene C8H6orf120). The record is from RefSeq and is a predicted model, not a curated record. NCBI's taxonomy places the organism in Eukaryota, Metazoa, Chordata, Mammalia, Rodentia, Sciuridae.